Parnassius apollo (apollo) is the source of this 2202-nucleotide messenger RNA. NCBI's taxonomy places the organism in Eukaryota, Metazoa, Arthropoda, Insecta, Lepidoptera, Papilionidae. The record is from the annotation of a GenBank genome assembly.
AUGCACGGCAUGGCGGGGUUGACGACCCAGCGAAACGUUCUGGUAGUGGCAUCUGACGACAGUCUCCAGUUUCUAGACUGCGACAUGAAUGACAGCAGCAGAGAGGAAGUCACGUCCGAGCAGCAGAUGGUGGUCAACCUGGCGCUGGUAAUCUACCACGCGCUAGAUUACACUCACGCCGAGGAUGAGGAACGACUCAUCUCGCCUGACCUUGAAGUUCUAAUAACCGAGAUGACUGCGUGUGACAUCGCUGAUGACGAGGAGGAGUGCGGUGCGAUGUCGGAAGGUUCGGAGACGUCGGAGUGCGGGCGCGCCGACACCGACGACGAGGGAAUCGAGCGCGAUGCCGAGCCGGCACCGCGACGACGUCGACAGCGCAGGCGCUUCAUGCUCAAGGACGUCGUUGAGCGGUGCGUGUGGCACUGCGGCGGCGGCGGGCGGUGCGCGCGCGACGCGGCGGCGGCGCACUACCGCGCCGUGUGCCGCGCGCUCGUGGCCGAGGCGCUGGAGCUGGCGUCGUUCCUGGCGCGCGUGCGCGUCGGCGGCGCGCGCGAUCUCGGCGCCGCGGAGGACUCCGCCACGCAUCUCGACACGCUGCACUUCUCUGAUUGGGCGCGUUUCUGGAUGCAAGUAAUCGGAGAACUGCGGAUGGGUGUCAAAUUAAAGAAGGUUAACUAUUCUAGAACUCCCAUCGAAUACGAGCUGACGCCAUAUGAAAUCCUAAUGGAUGACAUCAGAUCAAGAAGGUAUACUUUAAGGAAAGUGGACGGGGCAAUACCUCAAAGUGUAAAGAAGGACGCACACGCCAUGAUUCUCGAUUUUAUAAGAAGUAGACCGCCUCUCAGAAAGGCCUCGGAGCGUAAGUUGCCGCCGGUGCGGCGCGAGGUGACGCCGCGCGAGCAACUGCUGGCCUCCAUCCAGCGCGGUCGCCAGCUCCGGCCCACGGCGUACUCGCGCCGAUACUCGACGAGCGGUGCGGGUAGCGGGCCCGGCGGCGGUGACGUACGACGCGGCGGUGACGUCACGCCGCAUGCGCAACCGCAGCGGAGGCUCAUCAAAGUCGACUUUGACAAUCUUGAGGACGACGAAGACGAUGACGACACCGAAACAUGUAUCAGCCCAGAAACCUGCGUGCCCCAACCAUUCCCAAGGCAUAUGGCGCCACAGCAACCGGCGCCAAAACCAUGGAAGAGAACUGCAUACGACCUGGCAACACAGUGUCCGUCGCGACGAGCUUCGAUGCGCCGCCAUACAGUCACGCACGUCUGCCCGCCCACCGACGGAGCGCAGUCGCUACCCCACUCCAGGCCAGGUUCGCGUGCAUCGUGUACCGGGGCUGCAUCGCUCGCGAGCAGCGAUUUGGACGGGCCGCUGGGCGAGUUGUCCUGGUCGCGUUCAUCGCUGCAGGACGAACUUAUCAAGUCGAAACAAUGGCAGGACGCUAUAAUGUCGAACGACCGCCUCUCUCUGACGCUCGAGGAGAUAGUUCACAUCAGAUCUGUGCUGACGAAGGCAGAGCUGGAGGUUUUGCCCGUUGAGGGCAGAGUUAAAGAAGACGUUGAAAAAAGAAGGGUAUGCUUCCUAUGUUUGAAAACAAGAUUUGGCAUUUUCGGCCCCUGGGGGCAAAAAUGCAAACUGUGUAAAAAGACUGUCUGUCAAAAGUGUUGUUCGAAGAUGCGUAUACCGACGGAGCACUUCGCACACGUGCCAGUGGUGCUGCUAAGUCCGUCGCUACUGCCGUCGCCCGAGGAUGAAGCGCAGUCCUCGUUCCCUAGGAGUCUCAUGUCGCGGCUCGUCUCGCCUGAACACACAGUGGCGGUGGACAAUAGCGUGGGCAGCGCGCCCAGCAGCCCGGUGUCGCGGCGCGCGGGCUGCCCGCAGUCAGCGCCCGGCUCGCGCGGUAACUCCGCGCUGGGCUUCCACCUUGCCACGCCCGCCAUGACGCGUAGCGAGGGGCCCGGCAGCAUGCCCUGCGUCGUGCCGCUCUCCGCGCCCGAUCGCAGGUCUCGGUACGGCCGCAGCGCGACGGGAACUUCAGCGGCGGAACGCCUUCGCGGCGUACAAAUGGCGGUGUGUCACGACUGUAAGGCGAUGGUGCUGCAAAUCAUCAAGUCUUCUCGCGCCUCGCGCUCCGCUUCACGCGACCGCGCACUACGGCACCUAACUCUCGACCUGGCGCCAGUUUACACCGCCAACUGUUAG